CGAGAUUCGCCUCUGCUGCCAAUCGAUUCCAUCUUACGCUCUCCAGGAACAUGUCCGCCGCCGCUGCUCUCGCAAAACUCCCCUCGCCGCUCCGGGAUCUCGUCGCUGGCGCCGCUCAGGACGGCAGCGAGGAUUUCGGCAAGUCCGAGAAGGACAAGGCCGAGGUCGCGGAGUGGAUCGACAAGGUUGCUCAAGGCGAUGUUGCAAAGCCCGAGAGCCUCAAGGACCUCGAAGCGUCCCUCGUUCCCCGCACCUAUCUCGUGAGCAAUUACUUCACCGCCGCGGACGCCGCACUCUAUGGCGCACUGCACCCAGUACUCUCCCAACUCCAACCCGCACAAUACUACUCGCAACCCGCCAUCACGCGGUACUUUGACCACGUCCAGCAUCGCGCUUCAAUUCGCAAAGCUGCCGAGCCUCUAGCGCCUGCCUUCUCCAUUGUAGCGUUCAAUCUCGAGAACGCGCCGCAUCAGGAGCGCAAGGCUGAGGCUCCCAAAAAGAAGGAAAAGGCGAAGGCGGCCCCCGCCACCGAGGCAGAGACCCCCGCCGCACCGGUGAAGGCCGAGAAGGCAGCGGCGAAGGCGGAGAAGAAGGCGAAGACCGAGCAGGGCGAGAAGGCGGCUGAGCAGCCUCAAGAGGGUGCCAAGGAGCUCAAGACGCAGAAGAAAGAGAAAAAGGUCAAGGAGCCCAAGGCUGCCGAGAAGAAGCCUGCGGAGGAUGCGGGCGAGCCCUCGCCAUCCAUGAUUGACCUCCGCGUAGGGCACAUCGUCGACAUUAAGAAGCACCCUGAUGCCGACGGUCUCUACGUUGAGCAAAUCGACUUUGGCGAGGAGACUGGCCCGCGAACAGUCGUCUCUGGUCUCGUGAACUACAUCCCAAUAGAGGACAUGCGCGACAAGUACCUCGUCGGUGUCUGCAACCUGAAGCCUGCCAACAUGCGCGGCGUCAAGUCCUUCGCCAUGGUUCUCUGCGCAACACACAAAGAUGGCAAAGACGCAGGCAUCGAGCUCGUACAGCCGCCCGCCGGCUCCAAAGUCGGCGAGCGCAUCUUCUUCGAGGGCUUCGAGGGCGGCGAGCCGCUCUCCCAGCUCAACCCGAAGAAGAAGAUUUUCGAGACGGUGCAGCCCGGGUUCACGACGCUCGACACGCGCGAGGCGGCGUGGGUCGACCCCGCGACGAAGUCUGUGCACCGUAUCCGCACGAAGGACGGCGUGUGCGUCGCGCCGCGCUUCGUUGGCGCGUCGUUGUCGUGAGUGGGGGAACGAAUGUGGAUAGGUAGUGAUCGGCCCGUGGGCUUGUAUUUUUGUGCUAUAGAAAGCUUUGCUGCU
This is a messenger RNA of Trametes versicolor FP-101664 SS1, 1328 nucleotides long. RefSeq names its product nucleic acid-binding protein. Gene Ontology annotation, molecular function: tRNA binding. NCBI's taxonomy places the organism in Eukaryota, Fungi, Basidiomycota, Agaricomycetes, Polyporales, Polyporaceae. The transcript has 7 exons. Gene Ontology annotation, cellular component: methionyl glutamyl tRNA synthetase complex. The coding region runs from base 51 to 1253 and encodes 400 amino acids. The record is from RefSeq and is a predicted model, not a curated record.